Striga asiatica is the source of this 1794-nucleotide messenger RNA. Lineage: Eukaryota; Viridiplantae; Streptophyta; Magnoliopsida; Lamiales; Orobanchaceae. The record is from the annotation of a GenBank genome assembly.
UUUGUUCCGCACUCGAGUUAGCGAACUUAAGGUUUCCACAUCUCUCACCACCGGCAAGCAAGCAGAGCCGCCCCCGCGCACCAUAUUUCAACGGCCGCCACGGCUUCCAUUUCUCAUUUCCUCCCCAAUCAAUCGGGUAGCGGAGAAGCUCCCCUAUAAAAUACAGGAAAAGGAACAAAAGUUCCAGGCGAUUAGACAAUGCCGAAGGGAGAAAAAACCGGUCUUGGCCGGGCUCUGGUGAAGCACCACAAUCAGAUGAUACAGCAGUCGAAGGAGAAAGGGAAUUAUUACAGAAGCCAGCAAAAGAAGUUCCUGGAAUCGGUCACGGAGGUCAGCGACAUUGACGCUGUUAUCGAGCAGGCGGACGAGGCCCACCGCUUAUUCUCAACCCUAAACCCGCCUGCAAAUUUGCCUAUCAAUUUGGACUCUGCUUCCAACACUAGUGAGAUGACGGCUGAGGAAAAAAGGGAGCAGCAGAAGAAAGAGGAGGCUUUGCAUGCCAGCAGCCUUCGUAUUCCUCGCAGGCAUUAGUUUGCUGUCAUAUAAUUUUGCAUUGAUUUUUGUUUCUCUUUUUGGUUUUUGUUGACGGAAAAGAUGAUUCCAAAAAUUGUUUCCAGACCGCCGUGGAAUUCCAAGAUGUCAGUAGAAGAGCUAGAUGAUAAUGAGAGACGAGCUUUUCUUGAGUGGCGCCGAAGCCUUGCGAGGCUUGAGGAGAAUGAGAAACUAGUUCUUACUCCAUUUGAGAAAAAUCUAGAUAUCUGGAGACAGCUCUGGAGGGUGCUUGAACGUAGUGAUCUGAUUGUGAUGGUUGUUGAUGCCAGGGACCCUCUCUUCUACCGCUGCCCCGAUCUUGAGGCGUACGCAAGGGAAAUCGACAAACACAAAAGGACAAUUCUCCUAAAUCCCAAAACAAUCCCAAAACACGAAAUAAUCUACAGAGACCAAUGGGCCAAAUACUUCCGCCGUAACAAGAUUCUCUUCGUUUUCUGGUCGGCCAAAGCUGCAACCGCCAUAUUACAAGGGAAAAGCCUCGACCCAUCUCCCGACAGCCACAGUGACACAGCCAAUACCGACACUAAAAUACACAACAGGGACGAGUUACUCGCACGCCUCCAAUCAGAAGCUGAGGAGAUAGUUUCCAUGCGCACUGAGUCUAAGCCCGAUAGCAUUACGGGCCCGGCCCGAAACGUGAUUAUCGGUUUCGUCGGGUAUCCAAACGUGGGCAAGAGCUCGACAAUCAACGCCUUAGUCGGCGAAAAGCGUACAGGCGUGACCUCAACUCCUGGAAAGACCAAACACUUCCAAACCCUAAUAAUAUCCGAAAAACUCACUCUGUGUGACUGCCCAGGAUUGGUUUUCCCGUCUUUUACCAGCUCGAGGUACGAAAUGGUGGCCUCUGGGGUUUUGCCCAUUGACCGCAUGACGGAGCAUCGUGAGGCCGUGCAAGUGGUUGCGAACCGGGUCCCGAGGCCCGUUAUCGAGGCCGUGUACAAAAUAUCUUUGCCGAAGCCCAAACCAUACGAGGCCCAAAACCGGGCGCCUCUGGCAGUCGAGCUUCUGAGAGCAUAUUGUGCCUCCCGUGGAUAUGUGGCGUCUGCUGGGCUCCCAGAUGAGACGAGAGCAGCUCCUUCUGUUGGGAUUGGCAGUGUGAGGGCAAAACCGUCACGUGCUCCUCAUAAGCAGCAUAAGAAGCCCCAGAGGAAGAAAGAUCGGUCGUGGAGGGUGAAAGGUUCGGAAGGUGAUGGGAUGCCGGUGGUUAGGGUUUUUCAGAAGCCGGUGAAUAAGGGCCAUUAG